AGGCUGGAAGAGGUCUUCUCAUGAGGGUAAUUGACAAUUCUUAGCACGGUGUCUCAUUUCUUUGGAGAAAAAAGAGAUGCCUUUGGAAUCUCUCACAUUCACUGACUCUCUGUCCCUUCCCUUCCCCUCCCCUCCCUUCCCCCUCCUCUUAUGUCUUCUCAGUUUCCCUGUGUGUGUGUGUGUGUGUGUGUGUGUGUGUCUGUCUGUCUGUCUGUCUGUCUCUCUCAGUAAUCACCUGCAUACACUUUCUGUGAUAUUCACCCUGGAAGAUCCUCAGCCAAAGUGGGGCUAAACUCUGUAUUUUCAUGUUCGUAUAGCCUCCCCCCAGACGGUGAAUGCAGGUAGCCCUGCUUUGGAGGGUUUGCCUACCAGGUAGGAAAAGAGGCUGCAGGGGGUAGAUUCUGGAAAGAACUCAAAGAGUGGUCCACACGACCCUGACCCCUUCCCGGGAUCCUCCUAUUUCCGCCUGUUCAGUCCAACCUCACUUGGUUGGCUCCCGUAAGUUCCCUGUCUGCCCCUCCUCUGUGUUUCCUGGAACUCUCCACUGCAGAACCAUUUCCAGGAAUAUGACUCAAGAGAUGUCCCCACUCAGCCAGACCUCAGCGUCUUCUUGCUCCCCAGGACACACUUCAUCUCCCUCCACCUCCGCGAGCCCCUCUAAUACACAGAAAUCCAUCUGUGUCUUCUCCAGGCCUCCUCACUUCCUUUCUAGCCACCCUUCCCUUAUGCAAACCCUGGUGCAGCAACUCACCUAAAUUGAACACAGGCUUGGUAAGUAGGGGAAUGGUGUCACUGUUAUAAUGCGGAUCUAUCAUUAAGUCACUUCUGAUUAUUAUCAGCAUGCCAACAGUGUGUGCCCCAAGAAAGAGCAGUUGACUGCAAAGCUCCCUCGCAAGCCACUACAUUCAGUACUACACCCGGUGCCCAUUCGCCCUCAUCCUUUGUCCUAGACUGGUUUAGCAAAAGAAAUGAGCCCGAGACCCUGAGCCAGAGCCACCCCUCAGGGGCAUGUCCACAAUUCACUGGAAGCUCGCAGCUGCCUCCUCCUCACCUGCGGCUUCUGAAGAAGGAUCGAGGGAAAGCCCCUGCCGACCAGCAGCCAGUGGGAAACUCUGAUCCUGCUCCAGGCCUCCGAAUCAGAAUCUGUUGUUUAGAAAACCCUCCAGGGAAGCAUAGGCUCGGGCGGAAGUUCUGACGACCGUGGGCCCCCGGCAGCCUGCUGCCCCAGGAAGGCUGGUGAUGGCGGUUUCCCCAAACUUCUGCCUCCCCAGGGGUCUGCUCAUCCUCAUUUUCUUCCAGCUGUGCAAGCCGGAUUCGGCCCACUUCGACGUGAUCGGGCCGGCGGAGCCCAUCCUGGCCAUGGUGGGUGACGACAUCGAGCUGCCCUGCCACCUGUCCCCGAACGUGAGCGCCGAGCGCAUGGAGCUGCGCUGGUUCCGCAGGAAGGUGGCGGCGGCCGUGCUGGUGCGCCGGGACGGGCGCGAGCAGGCCGGGGAGCAGGUGGCCGAGUACCGCGGCAGAGCCACGCUCGUGGCCCGCGACAUCGCGGCGGGGCGCGUGGCCGUGAGGAUCCACCGGGUCAGGGCCUCGGACGACGGCGAGUACCGAUGCUUCUUCCGGCAGGACGGGAGCUACGAGGAGGCCAGCGUGCACCUUCAGGUGGCCGCUCUGGGCUCUGAUCCUCACAUCCAUAUGGAAGUUCGAGAAAGUGGAGAGGUCCGGCUGGAGUGUACCUCAGUAGGAUGGUACCCAGAGCCCCAGGUACAGUGGAGGACUUCUGAGGGAGAGAAGUUUCCAUCCACGUCAGAGUCUAGGAAUUCUGAUGAAGAAGGCCUGUUCACUGUGGCAGCUUCAGUGAUCAUCAGAGACCCCUUCAUGAAGAAUAUAUCCUGCUGUAUCCGGAACCUCCUUCUUGGCCAGCAGAAGGAAGGAAACAUUUCCAUACCAGCUUCCUUCUUCCCAAAGUUGACUCCCUGGAUGGUGGCGGUGGCUGUCAUCUUGAUGGUCCUAGGAGUUCUCACAAUUGGGUCCAUAGUUUGCACUUGGAGACUCUACAAGGAAAGAUCCAGACAGAGAAAGGAUGAAUUCAGCUCUAAGGAGAAACUCCUGGAAGAACUCAAGUUGAAAAAGGCAACGGUGCAUGCAGUUGAUGUGACUCUGGAUCCAGACACCGCCCACCCCCACCUCUUUUUGUAUGAGGAUUCCAGAUCUGUCCGACUGGAAGAUUCACGUCAGGAACUGCCUGAGAAACCAGAGAGAUUUGACUCCUGGCCUUGCGUGUUGGGUCGUGAGACCUUCACGGCAGGGCGACAUUUCUGGGAGGUGGAGGUGGGAGACAGGGCUGACUGGGUGGUCGGGGUGUGCAGGGAGAAUGUGGUGAGGAAAGGGUUUGACCCCAUGACUCCUGAGAAUGGGUUCUGGGCUGUGGAGUUGUAUGGGAAUGGGUACUGGGCCCUCACCCCGCUGCGGACCCCUCUCCCCUUAGCAGGACCGCCCCGUCGGGUUGGGAUUUUCCUGGACUACGAAUCAGGACAGGUCUCCUUUUACAAUAUGACUGAUAGGUCCCAUAUCUACACUUUCUCCAACCCCUCCUUCUCUGGCCCGCUCCGGCCUUUCUUCUGCCUGUGGUCCUGUGGUAAAAAGCCCCUGAUGAUCUGCCCAGUCACCGACGGGCCUGAGAGAGUCACAGUUGUUGCUGAUGCCAAGGACUUCACUAAGGAGAUCCCGCUGUCCGCCAUGGGGGAGGACUCUGCCUCUGGCGAUACAGACACCCUUCAUUCUAAGCUAAUCCCCAUCCAGCCCAGCCAAAGGGCACCUUAAGGAAUGUCCCAGCCCAGCUACUUUCCUUUGUCCUAAGCCCUCCCCCUCCGGCCCCUCUGACACACCAGCGGCCAGGCCCGCCCAGCCCCUGUUUCCCCCUGUUGGGGAGGGAUCAGUUGGUCUUGGGAGGUGGGGUGCGGGGUGCGGGGCCUUCCUCAUCGGUUUCUGUACUGAUCCUCGGGGGCAGGAGGUCACGCUGAAGCUGCAGCAGUCUCCUGUCUCCGGAGGCCAAAUCCUAUAGGGAGGGGCGGCUCAGCGAUCCAGAUGGGGUUAGGUUGGCAUGGGGUUGUGACAGAAACAUCUGGGCGUCCCGAAUAGGGAUGUGUAGAGGAACAGGUUUUCGGCAAGCAGGAAACCCAAAAGGUUCUGGGAAGAGAAGAUUCAAGGCUGAAAUCCCAUAAAGGAACUGGGGGGUACAUCACGAUGGACUGUGAGGGGAACCCAGGCCAGUGAUGAGCACCUGGCCCGCUUCUAGACUUUCUGGGCCUGUAUGUCCAGCUUUCUAAGACACCUCCUACAAAGUAGAGGAAACUGGCCCUACUUCCACGGGAUCUGAGCCAUGGGCAUGGGGACCUGGGGAAGGGAUGAAAUGAGCGGGGCUGGGGGGCAGACCAAAGAUCUGAUCCAAGAGAAAACUUCAGACCAAACCCAGGCUGGGUGCCUGGCUGUGCCCCAGAUCCUGCUCUCCUCUCGGCCUCGGCCUGUUUCCCCCUCACCCGGGUGUCCUUCCAACCUCACUCCGUGGACGCCACACAAGUUUCCAGCUCUCUUCUUCCUUUCACUAUAGAAUCUCUCCAUCCCAGAGGCUUUUCAGGAAUCCUCCUCAGUGACAUCACCCCUUUAUCCGCCAGGGUCGGCCUCGGCACCCCUCAGCCCUCCUCCCAACCUCUGGGUUAAACCCCCAAACACACCUUCAGUUCGCUCCCCCUGCCACCCAUGCGCACCCCCCGCCAGCGUUCACUCGCCCCACCCCACAGGCUGCUUUUCCCCUGGGCCCCCAGAUGCUGCGUGCUGCUGUGAGCUCAGCUAGCUGACCAUGUCCCCUUGUGUCUGCACUUUCCUGUACACAGUGGCUCGAGGGCAUGCCCCCGAACUGCAGAUUUAUCUGGGCGCACACCUUCCAUUUCCAUUGCAUUUUUCCAGUUUCCAGAGUAGAUGUCGCCCACGGUCUUAACCUAAUAAAUAAGUCUGUUGAUUGCUGAAGGCAGCACCUGCACCUUUCCUUUAUCCCGACAAGUGCAAGUGAAGUAAGAACAAGUGGGAACGCAGCUGGCUGGCCAUGGCCACGCGUCUGUGUGUCCAAGGCUCACCCGCAGCCAGGGGGCGGGGGGCUCGCCAAGGCAGGAGGCACAAGGGGCUGUUGGCGCGUGGGGAUCUGGCUGCCCACAGAGGCCAGCGUGCUGGUGGCUGCCCCCACUCAGCCUCCGUUCAGGGGGCGGGGGUGACUCCAUAUCCACUCCUAAAAAGGUAAUUGACUCCUGGUGUAGGUGAGUGAGGCCACCUCUUCAAAUGUUCACAGCACUUUUCCAGGGGGAGGAAAUAUUUGGGAAAUUUUUAAUGGUAA
Zalophus californianus (California sea lion) is the source of this 4384-nucleotide messenger RNA. RefSeq names its product butyrophilin subfamily 1 member A1 (gene BTN1A1). The record is from RefSeq and is a predicted model, not a curated record. Gene Ontology annotation, cellular component: external side of plasma membrane. Gene Ontology annotation, biological process: regulation of cytokine production; T cell receptor signaling pathway. NCBI's taxonomy places the organism in Eukaryota, Metazoa, Chordata, Mammalia, Carnivora, Otariidae. Gene Ontology annotation, molecular function: signaling receptor binding. The coding region runs from base 1240 to 2820 and encodes 526 amino acids. The transcript is spliced from 8 exons.